AUGCAGGCAAACCAGAGUCAAAAAGCAUAUGCUGAGUUCGGGGUGCCUGUGAUCCGAUCUCCCGAUGCGAGAAAGGAUUUGGCAGGGUGGAAGAAGGGCACCGCUGGGCCCGGUAGGGGAAACGUGCGAGCGGCGAUCGAUCUCCUCGGCCCGGCCGUCGGGUCUCCCCGGGCGGACGGCAGCCAGGACGGAGAGCGUGCUCGCCCUGCCUGCACAGGGAACCAGGGCUGGGGCAGGCAGCGCCUGGCUCCCGCAGGAGCCAGAAGGGCUAAAGGCCGGCGCCCCGCCCGGGCCGCGCUGCCGCCGCGGGGCGAGGGUCGCGGGCCGGGCCAUGGCGGCGCGGCGGGAGCUGCUGCCGCGGGGCUCCGUGUGGCGCGGCUGGGGGCGCGGCUGGGACCGCGCCGACCCGCAGGUGAGGGCGGCGGGGCCGGCGGUGACCCCGCUGCUCCCCAGCACGGGCAGUGCCGUGUCCCUCCGUGUCCCCCGUGUUCCCUCCGUGUGCCUCCGUGUCCCUCCGUGUCCCCCGUGUUCCCCCCGUGUGCCCCGUGUCCCCCCGUGUCCCGCCGUGUCCCCCGUCCCCCCAAAUCUUGGAUUGAAGAGGUCUUCAGUAAAAGAGAAUGUGCCCACAUUAUUCCCAUCUCAAAAGAUCCACACAGAUGUCCUAGAGGAUGCCAGGUGUGCCAGAAUUUAAUCAGGUGCUGCUGUGGACGGCUGAUUGGAGAACACCAAGGAUUAGAAUGCAGCUGGCCUGUUUAUCAGGCAGGCUCACAGAGCGAUGGUGGAGAAUGGUCUGUGCAAAAACACACAGAAAUUAGUCCAACAGAUGCAUUUGGUACAAUCAAUUUUCAAGAUGGAGACCACACUUACCAUGCUAAGUAUAUUAGACUUUCUUAUGACAGCAAUUUGGAUCAGCUGCUGCACCUGAUGGUUAAAGAAUGGCAGAUGGAAUUGCCAAAGCUAGUGAUCUCUGUUCAUGGAGGCACUCAAAAUUUCAAGCUUCCUGCAAAGGUCAAGCAGGUUUUCAGCAAAGGGCUGGUGAAGGCUGCCGAGUCUACAGGAGCAUGGAUAAUUACAGAAGGCAUCAACAGUGGAGUGUCCAGGCAUGUGGGGGAUGCACUCAAAAGCCGUGCCUCACCACACCUGAGAAAGAUCUGUGCUAUUGGGAUUCCUCCAUGGGGUAUCAUUGAGAAUCAGAGGGAUCUCAUUGGAAAAGAUGUAGUUUGCUUGUACCAGACUCUUGGUAACCCACUCAGCAAGCUGAGUACGCUCAACAGCAUGCAUUCUCAUUUUCUAAUGGCAGAUGAUGGGACAGUAGGCAAGUAUGGGAAUGAAAUGAUGCUCAGGAGGAAUUUGGAGAAGUACAUAUCACUUCAAAAAAUACACACAAGAAUGGGCCAAGGUGUUCCCAUAGUUGGGCUGGUGCUGGAAGGAGGCCCCAGUGUGAUCCUGAUGGUGUGGGAGUAUGUGAGGGCCAGCCCAGCUGUGCCAGUGGUGGUCUAUGAGGGCACUGGCAGAGCUGCAGAUAUCCUGGCAUUUGCCCACAAGCACACGGGUGACACAGGGGAUCUGUGCCCUCAGGUGAAGGAGGAGGUCUUAAUGAUGAUUCAGAACAUAUUUAGGUUGGAACAGAAACAGUCCAGUCGUCUAUUUCAAGUUUUGUUGGAAUGCAUGAAACACAAAGAGUCUAUAACCAUAUUUGAUGCUGAGUCAGAAGAUGAGCAGGACAUUGAUUUGGCAAUUCUGACGGCACUCUUGAAAGGUAUGAAUAGAUCUGCUUCAGAUCAGCUAGAUUUGGCAUUGGCCUGGAACCAGCUAGAUAUUGCCAAGAAACACAUACUUGUUUAUGGACAACACUGGAAGGUUGGUGCCUUGGAACAGGCAAUGCUGGAUGCAUUAGUCAUGGAUCGUGUGGAUUUUGUUAAACUGUUAAUAGAACAUGGAGUGAACAUGCACCGUUUUCUUACCAUAUCUCGUUUGGAAGAACUCUACAAUACAAAACAAGGACCAUCAAAUCUACUUUUACACCAUCUAGUUCGAGAUGUGAAACAGAAUAGCUUUUCUUUGGAUUACAAGAUAUCACUGAUUGACAUUGGACUGGUGAUAGAGUACCUCCUCGGUGAAGCUUACCGGAGCAGUUACACAAGGAAGCAUUUCCGAGUUCUCUACAAUGAUCUCUACAGAAAACACAAGAGUAAUCAGAUGGAGAGUGGAAUGGGAUCCACUGAAAGUACUUUGCAUUCUCAGUUCUUCAGAACUGCGCAGCCUUACAAAUACAAGGAAAGAUCCAGCCCUUUCCCAAAGUAUAAGAAGAAAUCAAAAGAGGAUAUAAACUACACAGAGCAUUAUGAGUCAACUGGCUUCAUCUACCCCUAUAAUGACCUCCUGGUUUGGGCAGUAUUAAUGAAAAGACAGAAGAUGGCUAUGUUCUUCUGGCAGCAUGGAGAGGAAGCCAUGGUCAAAGCUGUUGUUGCUUGUAAACUCUACAGAGCAAUGGCACAUGAAGCUAAACAGAGCAACAUGGUGGAUGACACUUCAGAAGAACUCAAGAAGUAUUCAAAGGAAUUUGGGCAGCUUGCCUUAGAUGUGCUGGACAAAGCAUUCAAACAAAAUGAGCAGAUGGCCAUGAAGUUGCUGACCUAUGAACUGAAAAACUGGAGCAACUCAACUUGCUUGAAGCUGGCUGUGUCUGUGGGGCUGCGGCCUUUUGUGUCCCACACAUGUACACAGAUGCUGCUGACUGACAUGUGGAUGGGACGCCUGAAGAUGAGGAAGAACUCCUGGUUUAAGGUCAUUAUGAGUAUUCUUCUGCCUCCCACCAUCCUGAUGCUGGAGUUUAAAAGCAAGGCAGAAAUGUCUCAUGUGCCUCAGUCUCAAGAUUUCCACCAGUUAUGGUACCACGGGGAACAGAGCCCAGUCAGCUCUAAAGAUACUUUGGUUAGUCUGUGAGGAUCAGUCAAGGGUUAUGAUGUGGAAAAGGCUGUUCAGAAGUCUGAUGAAAGCCAAGGAGAUGGUGGACAAGGAAACCUGCCUGGAACUAGAAAAAUCUAUGAGUUCUACAAUGCACCAAUUGUCAAGUUCUGGUUUCACACGAUGUCGUACUUGGCAUUCCUCAUGCUCUUUACUUACACUGUGUUGGUGAAGAUGGAACCAAGACCGAGUGUGCAAGAGUGGCUUGUUAUAAUUUAUAUUUUCACUACUGCUAUUGAAAAAGUCAGGGAGGUAUUUAUCUCAGAACCUGGAAAAUUCUGCCAAAAGGUGAAGGUGUGGAUUUAUGAAUACUGGAAUUUUACUGAUUCUGUAGCUAUCAUCCUGUUUAUGAUUGGUUUUGGUUUGCGGUGGUCCAACCCCCCUGUUCAAACUGCAGGGAGGGUGCUUUACUGCUUGGAUAUCAUAUUUUGGUAUACUCGGCUCCUUGAUCUUUUUGCUGUGAAUCAGCAUGCUGGCCCAUACCUGACAAUGGUUGGGAAGAUGACAGGAAACAUGUUCUAUAUUGUGAUCAUGAUGGCCAUAGUCCUGUUGAGUUUUGGGGUGUCACGAAAGGCGAUUCUUUCACCAGAGGAGCCUCCUUCUUGGACACUGGCACGAGAUAUUGUAUUUCAGCCCUACUGGAUGAUGUUUGGUGAGGUCUAUGCUGGAGAAAUAGAUGUUUGUGAAGCCAAUGAAGACUGUCCUCCUGGCUCCUUUCUCACACCGUUUCUGCAAGCUGUCUAUCUUUUUGUGCAGUACAUCAUCAUGGUCAACUUGCUCAUUGCAUUUUUUAAUAAUGUUUACUUUGAUUUGAAGUCCAUAUCCAACAAGCUCUGGAAGUACAACCGUUAUCGCUACAUCAUGACCUACCAUGAGAAGCCAUGGCUGCCUCCACCGUUCAUCCUCCUGAGCCACAUUGGGCUUCUGAUAAAACGCAUCUUCCACCAUCAGCCCCCAAAUGAGUUGGACCAAGAGGAAGGCGAUGUUGGACUAAAGCUCUACCUGAGUGAUGAGGAGUUAAAGAAACUCCAUGACUUUGAGGAACAGUGUGUAGAAGAAUAUUUUCUUGAAAAGAACGAAAACCUGAGUUCCAGUGGCAGUGAAAGGAUCCGUUUGACCACAGAAAGAGUGGAAGAGAUGUUUCAACAACUUAAAGAAGUGCAUGAGAAGGUAUUUUAUAUCAAGGAGUCUUUACUCUCCCUGGACAGCCAUCUAGGACAUUUGCAAGACCUGUCUGCCCUGACAGUGGACAUCCUGAAAGUGCUUUCAGCUGUAGACACCUUGAAGGUGAAAGAAGCCUUACUGGCUGACACAAAACAUCAAACCUGUAGGAAGCAGCCCCAUAGCUGGAGCAAUGCAUUUUAUUCAAAGACCUUGAGCAGCCUGGAAGGCUUGUAUGACAAGAAAUACCACUAUUACAGCAUGCCACCCUCCCUCUUACGGAGCUUGGUAAGGACUCAGUCUCCAUCACACUGCAAACUCUUGAAGUCUGAGAGUAACAAGGUGGUAGAAGACAACUCUAAAAAAGUAGAAAUAGAAACAGACACACUCACUUCAGGAGUAACUUCUGAGACAAAGUCGACUCCUAGGUAUGGGCAGUUUUUGCUGGUGCCCCCUGACCAUCAGGGAGGGUCUUUUUCUGAGGAUGUCACCUUCAAUUUGUCCUUUUUGAACACUGCUGCCAAGUACAAGGAUGAGGCAUUCAGAGAUGACGUGCAAAGUAGUGUUGUGGUUCCUCAAAACUUGCCAGGUAUCAGCUUCCUUGGCAAAGAAACAGAAGGUUACCAAUGGAGCCAGAGAGAUUUCAUUAUUCAUUUGCCAUCAGAAAAGAUUAAUGCUGCAGAAGCUGCUCAUCCCCUUGAUCUCCAGCUACCGCUGGAUAUUGAAGAAAGUGUAGCAUCCCCCUGUGAAGACAGGGAAGAAACUGAAGGUGGUUAUGUGAACUGGGGAUUCUCUGAAGGUGAUGAAAAAGGAGUUUUCAUCUCAGAUUCAAAGAAGAAAGCUCUGUACCUACCUUCCUCCUAUGACAGGGACAACAAUUGCCAGAAUAAUCUCACCAGGGAUGUCCAGUUAAGUGAUUUGAAGUCUUUCUCCUACAACUCUGUCAAGUCAUGUCACAGCAGCAGCAUCUCUCAGAACAGGCUGAAGCGAAGCAUCUCCUUCUGGAUCAGCCCUCUCUGGAGAAACUGGAGUUUCUGCAGAAGCAACAGUUUACCGUCCCCUAAGAAAGAGAGAUCAGGGAAAGUGUGCAAGGCUAAUCUUCAGGAUCCUGUGAGCUACACCACAGUGAGGCAACAAAAGCAAAACAGCAAAACAGAGACAGAAAUUCUGGGAGAGGAAAGAGGGAUCAAAAACUUCUUCAGGUGCCGGAACAGUUCUGCAGUGAUUAGAGUGGAUGAUUGCCCCCAGAACACUCAAGUGAACUCCGAGCCUGCAGAAAUCAAUGUCUGGGAUGAGCAAGAAAAACACAGCAAGAAUUGGCUCACCGUGUCUAAUUUCAGUCAGCUAAGUUUGGAACGUCUCCAUUACAAGCACCAGAAAAUUAAAAAUCCAGACUUUGAUAUCUUUUCCUGCUUGAAAACAUCUCAAGAUUUGCAUCUUCACUACUCAGCUGUUGAAAGAAACAACUUAAUGAGACUUGCUCAGACCAUACCAUUUACACCAGUCCAGCUCCUUGCUGGAGAAGAAGUGACAGUCUAUCAGCUAGAAGAGACCUCACCUAUGAAUCUUGAUAAAAGCAUGUCUUCCUGGUCCCAGUGCGGCACAACUGCAAUGAUCCAGGUCCUGUCACGGGAGGAGAUGGAUGGGGGUCUGCGGAGGGCCAUGAAGGUCAUUUGCACUUGGUCUGAGAGUGAUGCAUUAAAGCUGGGACAAGUAUUUAUUGUGAAGUCUUUCCUGCCAGAGGUGGUUCAAGCUUGGCAAAAGAUCUUUCACCAUGGCACUGUAUUACAUCUCUGUCUGAGGGAGAUUCAACAGCAAAGGGUUGCCCAGAAGUUAAUCUAUACCUUCAACCAAGUGAAGCCUCAUACUAUUCCCUAUACUCCAAGGUUCCUGGAAGUUUUCCUCAUCUACUGCCACUCAGCAAAGCAGUGGUUGACCAUUGAGAAGUACAUGACUGGUGAAUUUCGGAAAUACAACAACAACAACGGAGAUGAGAUUACUCCCAUCAGCUUGCUGGAAGAGCUGAUGCUGGCCUUCUCUCACUGGACCUAUGUCUACACCCGUGGGGAACUCCUGGUCCUGGAUAUGCAAGGUGUUGGAGAAAACCUUACAGAUCCAUCUGUGAUUAAACCUGAAGACAAAAAGUCUGGAAAGAUGGUAUUUGGACCAGCAAACCUAGGAGAAGAUGCAAUAAGAAACUUCAUUGCAAAGCAUCAUUGUAAUUCUUGCUGCAGAAAGCUGAAACUUCCAGAUUUGAGAAGAAGUGACUAUGCAUUGGAAACUGCUGGUCCAGCCUUCAGAAUAGAAAUGGAAACAAGCACUGAAGAAGCUGAUGAUGCAGAUGAGACUUCUGAGUGUGGUUCACAGCUGUGA
Molecule: messenger RNA, 6501 nt
Organism: Lonchura striata (white-rumped munia)
Lineage: Eukaryota; Metazoa; Chordata; Aves; Passeriformes; Estrildidae
Source: RefSeq, a predicted model, not a curated record